UGGAAAGUUGUGCAGGGAAGCCGAAUAGUGACGGCAACCCAGGCCAAUUUGGUGGUCACUGUAUCGCGUAAAUGGUCGAGGUUCCCGUCCGUGGACCGCAGCGUGGUGGGCACGGAGGAAGCACGGCGGAUAGUCGAUCCACGACGGACAGAGGUUGGUGCUGGUGAUUGCCAUGUUCAGCUUCCACAAGCCGAAGAUCUACCGCUCGGCACUGGGCUGCUGCAUCUGCAGAGCAAAGUCCUCUUCUUCCCGUUUUACGGACUCGAAGAAGUACGAGCCCGAGUUUGCGCGGUGCUUCCGCAUCGUGGACGACAAGCGUUCAGGUGAAAUUUGCAAUGCCUGUGUACUGCUCGUCAAGCGCUGGAAGAAACUACCUCCGGGCACCACCCGCGACUGGCACCACGUCGUAGAUGCCCGAGCGGGACCAGGCACUAAGUCUGUCAACAAGGGCAAGGUGAAGUCCCCAAAGCGUCCUCUCAAGAAGCACCGCUUAACGGCGGAGAAGCGCUGCAAGUUGGACUUGGGAGGAGGUGCCCUCUCGGACGAUAUCACCAUUGGAGACGACAGCCUGAGCGAAUCGUCUAACCUGUCGCCACCAGAGAGCCGCGCCGCUAGCCCGACACCGAGCAAUUCGUCCGAGGACUCUGGCAUUCUCGACGAAGAGGACGACGACGAUCAGGGAUCGUCGCAGAGGUGCAGCAAGAAGGCCAAGAAGAAGAAGCUGAAACAACGCGGCUCUGGACGUCAGGACCGCUACAACUCUCAGCAGCAGCGCUCAAGGGAUCGGGCCGCUUCGUUCAAAAUUUCCUCCUUCCUCGACAUGAGCUUUUGGAGAAAAGAGAAAGUUUGCUGUGGUAUCAUCUUCAAGGGUCCACACGGUGAAGUGCUCAUCUACCCCAAGCUGCUACGACCCUGUCGGUGCCGACGUCUCAACAGCAACCGCCCUUCAUCCCCGUCGAACAACGUAGAUCCGCAGACUCCCACCAGUAUGACCGCGACGGCUGCCACAAAAGUUGGACCUAUGUCAACUUCCGCCACCGGUGGCGCCGACGUAGCGGCGGCGCUCCUCUUCCCCACACCGGAGGUGUCGGACAGCAACCUGAGCAGCCCCGAGGGCUUUGCAGGGGGAACUUCUCCCUACGGCAGCGGUGAUUAACGCUGGCUGUUUACUUAGGCCUGUAAAUUCUUUUAUUUAUUAUGUAACUUAUUUGUGUUCUUUCAGUCAACAUACUUUCGUUUUUUUUUUUUUUCUCCCCUUUCAUUUCUCAGUUUGAGGGCCUCUCGCAGGUUUGUCUGUGUGGUUCAGCUUUGAGGGUCGAGAUUGGAUACACGUGGCUGAAUAUGCAAAUAUUAUGUCUUUUUUUUUUUUCUUCUUCUUCUUUCUUUUCUCUCUCGAAAGGUACUGCCUGCUGAAUGUGGCUAUCUGAAAAACUUCCAAAAAUUGAAGCGGGAUAGUUCAGUGGCAUCGAAACAAAUCGCCCUUACAGUGGAUGCCACUUUUGUUCUAAAGCGGCUUAUUGUUACCUUUUUGCGUUUCUUCAUCGGACGACAUCCCAAAUAUGCUGGUGUCACAUGUGUGACAGUGCUCUUGCAUGUGGUGCGUAUUUUGUAUCGUUAAAUUAUAGCAUUUUUGUACACAAGACUUCAAUCUGGGCAUCAAAGAUUAACCAUGCUUCAUCCUUGUGCCUCAGCCAAAUUGGCCUGCAGUUUUUGAAUGUUACAAGAAUUUUACGGAAUCACUCAUAUUUAGCUUGUAUCAGGCACUUUUGAUGAUCAUCAUUUUAUCUAUGUAUUUUAUGUCGCGUCUGUUCUCUGUUUGACAUUGUGCUGGUUUCCAGGGGUCUGCAGCACAUCGAAGUUAAUCUCCAUGCUGUAAGAUGUUUGACAUGCAAAAAUGCUAGUGCUUCAAAAACAGCGUGCAGUCAGUAGCUACCCUGGUAUCAGUGAUUAUUAAUAUGACAAAUUUUUCUAGUACUCACUAUUGAACCACUCUAUCUGUAAAAAUCAGUGUAAUAGCAUUCGUUUCAGAGAGUUCUCAUCCAUACCCCCUUGAUUCUUUGAGGAACAAUUCCUUAGAACAAUUACGAUUUGAAUAACAAUUCCUCGCACUAUUGGUUUCCUUGCACCAGUGCAGUGCCAUUUGCUUGACUCACCAGUGUUGCAAAACAAGCAUAGUGUAUUCUUUUUUCAGUGGAAUAUUUAGCCUACUAAUUCGUGAAUCUCUAAAUCACACACAUUCUUGCUCUAUGACAUUCCACCUUGCUUGCAUUUUUUUUUUACCAAGAGCGCUACCAAAUAUGGCAUUGUCAUCCACCCUACUUUCACCAAUAUUCAUCGAGACUUUUUCGGCAGGAAGUCGACAGUUUGACGUGUUCGACGGUUCGAAUUGGAUACCAGUAUUAUGUUUGUCUCAGCAUGAAAUGGGGGCCCUAUGCAUUACAGUAGUGAGGCGUCAGCAUGUAGCAGUGUUUAUACAUCAGCUGUAGUACCAUUGAUCGAUUGAAACUGACUGUAUCAUCAAUCUUUUCUCUCCCUUUCAUUCUCUCAUUAAGAUGCUGUCUUUCUUUCAUCGCUUCGUUUUCUUGUAAAUAUCAGUACAAGGCUUGAGUUGACAGUCACCCUUGCACUUCUUGUCUUACCAUUGUCACUGUGUUAGCAUGUGAAAUUUUAUUUUGUUCUGUGUGCUCUGUGUUCUUUUCCUGUAAGCAUUGUCAUAAUACCGAAGGCAUUUUGCUCACUUGGGCUGUCCUGGGAGCAAGUGUGAUAAUGUACCCCCCCCCCCCCUUUCCUGACUUUCAUGGCCGAAGACUCUAUAUGGAUGUGUGCGUGUUAAGAUUUUUGUUUUACAUUUCGGUUGUGCUCGAGUCUUCAAUGAAUUUUCAGUGACUGGUUGGUGCAUCUCCAAACUCAGAUGAUUAGUGCAUCUCUCUGUUGUAUCUCGUUCUAUAAAUCAAAAGGGAUUAAUAGCGCUCCCAGUUUUAUACAUCACGUCGUCGGCUAUACGUCAUUACGUCGUCUCCAGAGUGUGUAUUAUGUGAGGCGUUGGCGCAACUCCAAUUGCUCAUUAUUGAAUAUGCACAAACGACAUCCUAUUGCAUCUUGAUACCUGACCGAAGAUGUCACCAGAGCAAUAUCCUGCAAAGAAAAUCCAUCAUUGCACUUGUACAGCAGAAGCUCCGAACAUUCACAGUGUGAAUUCACCUUGAAUCGUAGCAAGCUGUUUCAAUUCAGACAAAGAAAAAAAAAAAAUCUUGGCAAGGGUCAACUAUGCUUACACCGACGUGACAGGGCCUCAACGCCGGACAUUUUUACAUUUUUGAUAUGUCUAGUCAAGUACAGUACACUAGCACAUUUUCUUAUUUACCAUCCCAUCAUUUUGUGUGAUUUGUGUUGUUGUACUGUGUGUGUGCUCGCACAUGUUUAUACGCAGGUGGGGUAAUUCAGUGAAACCUUGAGCAGGCUCUGAGCUUGUGAAACUAGCGUGGAAACAUGAACGGAAACUGACUGGGCACAAAAAGAAAAACGGAGCCGCCUGACUAAGAGCAAAAAGAUGUUGAUUGUGGUACGUUGAGAACCUGCAUGGCAGUUUUCGCAUUGUUACGCGCCACAGAAUGGAUCUUGCCCAUCGAGAAAAGAUGUUGGAGAACAGUGGAGUUGUUUUGGAGUGUUAUGCUGUUGUUAGUUGUGGGAUGUACAGCUGUAAACAGUGUAAAUAUGAAUAAGAGAGUGUUACAGAGCAACAUGGGAACGAAGGAUACACUCCAUUGUUGUGUCUGGGCUACAUUUUCCUCUUGUUUUGCUUUUUUACUCUUAUUAUUGAUGGAUUUUUUCCUUUUCUGCGCAUGCGUUCUCUCUUUGUUUAUCGUGAGUAACAAUCCUUAAGAGGGUUAAUACAUCUGUAAUUAAGUUGUCGUCGGUGAUGCCCGUAGCUUUAUUUCGUAACCGUCGUAACCUUAUACAGUUGACUUUGUUACAUAAAUGUACUUGAGGACUUGAUUGAUUCAUAAACAUGAGCUCUAUUUUCUUUCAUCUAAUGUUGGCAUUUGGAGCUGCUGACCAAAGUUUACCUGAUGUAUUUUAUUAUCAUUGGUAUCGCGCUAAUCACAUUUAUGUCCAUCAGUCACCCCAUAUUGUGCAUCAAUGCCAUACAUAUUAAGUUUUACCAACUUUUGCUCAAGCAUUUUUGCAGUUCUUACGUCCGCUAUUAUUUUCUGCCCAGCGGAAGCUGACAAACGCUUGCUCUGGAAAGACAUCAAACGCACGAACAACGGAGAAACUGGUGUAAAUUUGGAACAGUUAAGAGUGGCCAUUUGGAACUUCUUACACAAUGACCAAAUUUGCUGUCUUAUUUAUUUUAUUUUUUUUUUUUGUACUAGCUUUGCACUCAAGUUUGUCUGCAGAUGCUAUCGGAACAACGCACGCAGAAUCGAAACCGACCUUUUUCUCCGCAGUUUGCUGCCAUGUAUGUUGGGCCAUGAGGCGAAAUGAAACUGUAUCGAUGUUGUAGCAAGCCCACGUGUGUUGUCUCUGAAGCGACAAAGCAUUGCUACGCUUUGUCAUGCACAUCCUUGCUGUGAGUCAUGAAGGGAAAAGGAUACCUGUAUGGCGCAGUGAUACUGUUGGCAUUUGUUGUGAGCUAGUCUGGGCAUCACUGCCAUUUUUUAAAAACUAUAAACAUAUACACUAUUAUCUACUUGUAUGUGCAAGUCUGUAGCGCGUGUAUCUUACCAUCUCCCAACCUGAUUUGAGCUGCCGUACGGGCAAAUUUCCAUAGACUGAAGGAGUGCUGCUCACUAGAGUACAUCUUUAGACAAGAGUCUCUGUGGAUAGUGGUACGGUUUACUGCUAAUGGUGUGCGAGUACACGUUUUUCAUUCUGGUACUCAAGCACCUCGCACUAGAUUGGGAGCACUUUGAGCAAAGACAGCGCAGAUGCUACCACAGCAGCGGGCGUGUGUUGAAAUUUCGUUGCAUGCAGCAACAGUUUUCCUGAUAAACAUGGAACUGCUUCAGAGCAUAUGCAAUUAAAAUGAGAUCUGAAAGGCAUCAACAUAAAAUGAAGUUAACUGUCAAGAUUAAGCAAAAUUUUAUUCUUUUGAGGCUACAAUUUUCGAGUACGAGCGACAGUUCAAUCUUGCAAGGUGCAUCAAAAUCUGUGAGCGUGCUCCUGUUAACAAGGCAUCAGGUUGUGUAACAGCUGUGGUUUAUUGUUGUGCAGAAAUAUUUGUUGUCAUUUUGCGCUGUUGCCUAGCUCUAUUUGUUCCACAAUGUGUAAUCCAUACCUAUUACCUUACUUUUGCAUUUACACAUCCUUGUACUUAAGCACGUGAGAGCAGCGUUGAGUCCGCAGUCCUUUUUUUGUUAUCCCCGAAGAUAUUUACGUAGGUUCGCGACAGUAUUCAUCCAGUCCCACAGCACCUUUUUUUUUUUGUUCCUGUGCUUAUUAUGGUUUAUUCUAUAGUAAUAUAUUGAUGUCAGUAUAUAUGUAUAAGAGCCAUAAUACACAGCAUUAUAUCCUG
Ornithodoros turicata is the source of this 5518-nucleotide messenger RNA. Its product is annotated as SIN3-HDAC complex-associated factor-like. The transcript is spliced from 5 exons. Lineage: Eukaryota; Metazoa; Arthropoda; Arachnida; Ixodida; Argasidae. Gene Ontology annotation, biological process: negative regulation of cell migration. Gene Ontology annotation, cellular component: Sin3-type complex. The record is from RefSeq and is a predicted model, not a curated record. Bases 173 to 1156 code for a protein of 327 amino acids.